UGUAUUGUUUGUGGAGUAGGAAUUUGUGUGUGGGGAGGGGGAGAAGUCCCCGCCCUGUGAGCUGUGCAGGAAGGAAGGCCUAGCAGGGAGACAGAGAUAGAGACAGAGAAACAGAGAGACAGAGAUCCGCAGGCAGAAGCAGAGAGAGAGAGGGCAGAGAUGAGGAAACUCAGUGCGUGUGGCCAGUGAAUAGGAAACUGCUGUAACAACAUUUAGAGCCCUUUUCAGGGUUUGGAAAGAACGGGGGAGCUUGUCAGGCUCUGAAGAUCAAAACGAGCUCUAUUUCUGGAAUGGGAGACUGAAGGGAGAUCUUUUGUGUUCCUGCGACUUACUAUUCCCGUGUAAAGACUCUCCUGGCUGCCACACUCUGUGUUUUGAUGCCACUAGUAUAAUGGUGACAUUCAGGAUGUGUGUUGCCUUGAUGAAACCAUUCUGCAGCCUACUGGCAUUCUGUGCUUUAGGUGUGCUUCAUCUGGCGCCCGUACAAGCAGAUGUCACAGCAUAUGCAGCUGACAAUGUAUCUCUGACCUUUGAUGACCUACCAGCUCGUUUUGGAUAUAGGAUCCCUGGUGACGGAUUAAAGGGAUACUUAGUGACCGCCAAGCCAGAGAAUGCAUGUCAACCAAUAUCUCCACCACCAGUCUUGCGAGACAACACAUCUAGAGUUUUCAUUGUACUCAUCAAGCGAUUGGAAUGUAACUUUGACCUCAAGGUGCUGAAUGCCCAGAAAGCCGGCUACAAGGCUGCUGUUGUUUACAAUGUGGACUCCGAUGACCUUAUCAGCAUGGGAUCUAAUGAUGUUGAUAUUUUGAAGCAGAUAGACAUUCCAUCUGUGUUUAUUGGGGAGUCUUCAGCACAUUCUUUAAAGGAAGAUUUCGCUUGGGAAAAGGGCGGCUACAUUGUGCUAGUCCCGGAUCUCACCCUGCCAUUGGAAUACUACUUGAUACCAUUCCUUAUCAUAGUGGGAAUCUGCCUUGUGCUAAUUGUCAUUUUCAUGAUCACUAAGUUUGUGCAAGAUAGGCACAGAGCAAGAAGGAACAGACUUCGUAAAGACCAACUGAAAAAGCUUCCUAUACAUAAAUUUAAGAAAGGAGAUGAGUAUGAUGUGUGUGCAGUUUGUCUGGAUGAAUAUGAGGAAGGGGAUAAGCUGAGAAUCCUCCCCUGCUCCCAUGCCUAUCACUGUAAGUGUGUUGAUCCAUGGCUAACCAAGACAAAGAAGACAUGCCCUGUGUGCAAGCAGAAGGUUGUCCCCUCCCAAGGAGAUUCUGAGUCUGAUUCAGACAGCAGCCAAGAAGACAACGAAGUCUCUGAAAACACCCCAUUGCUCCGACCCAUGGCAUCUGCCAGCACUCAGUCUUUUGGAGCUAUCUCUGAAUCUAACUCACAGCAAAACGUGAUGGAGUCUUCGGGUGAAGAUGAGGAUGACGAUGAUGACUCUGAUAGCAGCGAUGAGGAGCACAACACUGGAAGUGUUGUGGUUCAGUUGCAGCACAACAUGGAAAGGAACACUGUGUGAUUAGCCACACAUUGGCAGCAUUACUACAUUCAUAUAUCAGUAAAGAAAAGCCGUUGCCAUUUGCUUAUCCCAGUUAGGGAGCCAUUUAUGACUUUAGAGAAAUUACACAUUUCUUUUCAGAAAAACCCUCAACUUUUAAUGAUGCCUGUUGGCUCCAUAAUAUUUCCGAUGCAACAGUGCUUCUUAUAGAUUAAGUAUAUCAAUUGUUUUAAUGCAGCUGCUAAAUACCAAGUCAAUCAGCCCUGUUUAGUUAGACACUACACUAAAAACAGGGCAAUAAGAACCAUCAUCACCUGCAAUGGUAUUCUGGGCACCCAAACUUCUGGUGUAGAUGGACUUGGGCUGAUAUGGCCAUAACCAGAAAGGAGGCUUCCUCUGCCUUACUAUGGCUAGUGAAAAAGAGAUGGAGGACAUGUCCUGGUGACAUUGAAACCACAAGAGCCCUAGUGGUGUCUGAUAUGGGCAAGAAGAGGCCACAUGCAAGUAGAUGAUAUAAUAUAGAUUUUAAAAAACAACGCAAUUUUUUUUGAUUAUUUAUGAUUCAGUGUAGUUCUCUGUAUGGAAUAAACUGGAGCAAAUCUAAAAUGUGAACACACAGAAGUGUUUUGUUCAUACUAUAAAAAAGAAAAACUCUCUGGUAGAGAAUAUAUAUGGGGAUUUUUGUUUUGUUUUCAGCUUUGUACAGUUUCUCUUCAUUUAUGCACUUUAGGAAUAAAGCUUAUACACUUGUACCUAUGAUUAAAGCCAAGCUUACCUUACCUGUGUAGAAAGCCUCAAGACGGAUGUACAGUUCACCAAUUUUGUAUCGCUGAGAGUAAAAUCUAAAAAUAAAAUGUGGUUUCACACUUGAA
Molecule: messenger RNA, 2367 nt
Organism: Xenopus laevis (African clawed frog)
Lineage: Eukaryota; Metazoa; Chordata; Amphibia; Anura; Pipidae
Gene: rnf13.S
Product: ring finger protein 13 S homeolog
Exons: 10
Coding region: 392-1516 (374 amino acids)
Cellular component (GO): nuclear inner membrane; endosome; lysosomal membrane
Molecular function (GO): ubiquitin protein ligase activity
Source: RefSeq, a predicted model, not a curated record